Messenger RNA from Lachnellula hyalina, 1392 nucleotides. RefSeq lists its product as uncharacterized. Gene Ontology annotation, biological process: DNA-templated transcription. NCBI's taxonomy places the organism in Eukaryota, Fungi, Ascomycota, Leotiomycetes, Helotiales, Lachnaceae. Gene Ontology annotation, molecular function: DNA binding; zinc ion binding. Gene Ontology annotation, cellular component: nucleus. The transcript has 4 exons. Bases 1 to 1392 code for a protein of 463 amino acids. The record is from RefSeq and is a predicted model, not a curated record.
AUGGACCGCUCAGUCGAGGAGUCUGAACGUGACGUCUUUUCCCAGUCAAUUUUGAAUGAUUUAUGCAAUGCCUGGUUCGAACGCUACCACCCUUGGUUUCCAAUUCUCCACAGGCUUUCCGUCAUCGGAACAAUCGAAGACACAGCUGCAUUGGAGGACUCUCCUAUUUACAUUGUACUGAAAGCCAUCAUUGCUGUUACUCUGCCCCAUUGGUCUUUGUCAAAUCCAAUCUCUCGAGAAACACGAAGUCAAAUAUCGGAGAAGUUUCGAAAGCAGGUCAUCCUGCAAGCUAUUAGUGCUCUAUCACUCCCUUCUCUUCAAGCUGUCUUGAUUGUAACGACUAUUGAUUAUGGAGCUGGGAGACUUUCUGAAUUCUGGAACUUGGUGGCAUUAUGUAAAAGAAUGGGAGUUCAGCUUGGGCUGCGUGAUCUCGUGGCAAAUAAGUUCGACAAUUUUAAUAAGCUGUCGACAUUGCCUCCACGAAUGAUCCCAGUCCCAACAUCUUUGAUAGAACAAGAAGAGAAGAUCCGGGCAUAUUGGAUGACAGAAGUACUCGACAGUAUGUCUUCUCUAGGUGCAGGGUGGAAUCUCAGCCUAUCACUUCCUGAAAGCGAAUUGUGGUUCCCCUGUAACGAAGCGGUGUGGGCUUUUCCGGAAAAAACGACUUCCAUCUCGUCAUUUGAUGAUUCUGAAGUAUCAUCUGCCUUCUCGGUUUACCUAAACUUGGUUACGCAUCAACUAUACCAAGUCCAUCUCUUCUUACAACAAUCAUAUGAUGCGACCUCCGCAGUUGACAGAGCACGAUGGCAGUCACAGUGCAUAACUGUGGAUGAAGCAUUAAACAAAUGGAGAAACUCAAAUCUUGAGACGAACUAUCUGGGCCACGAUUCAACUGUGGUGCUAAGUGCAGUGACCUUCAAUGCUGCUAUCAUUGCGUUAUAUCAGAGACUUGCACUUCCUCCAAAAGGUCUAGCUGAAGUUCAUGGGCCGUGGUACCACGCGAUACAAAGGUGUUUGAAUGCUUGUGAUGACAUGAGCACGGUUAUUCGCGCUAUCAAUGACGCAGAUCUGGAGAACAUGAGCCCGCAUAUGAUAUUUUGUAUAUUUGUCGCCGCAAGGUUCUACCUAGUUCAUGCAAAAGUCCUGUCGGUCGAAAUUCCUCGCUCUCUCGACCUUCUAAUUUAUGGGCUCAAAACCUGUGGCCAGAGGUGGUACUUUGCUCGUCGAUUGGAAAAGGUAUUGCAUACUGCCAUUGCGGAGAAACAGGUCCCAGUUGUCAUGUCUGCGCUUCCACAGCAGUUUUAUGAUUUGCAAUAUUCGUCGUUGGACAUUGACCAUGCAUUGAGUCUUUGGGCAGAAGACAGCAGGCGCCCUAGUGUUUUGUCACCCUGA